This is a messenger RNA of Macaca mulatta (Rhesus monkey), 1869 nucleotides long. RefSeq names its product sphingosine-1-phosphate receptor 2 (gene S1PR2). Gene Ontology annotation, cellular component: membrane. Gene Ontology annotation, biological process: G protein-coupled receptor signaling pathway. Gene Ontology annotation, molecular function: sphingosine-1-phosphate receptor activity. Lineage: Eukaryota; Metazoa; Chordata; Mammalia; Primates; Cercopithecidae. The record is from RefSeq and is a predicted model, not a curated record.
AGGACAUCGCACUUAGUAGGAAUUUCAUUAUUUGUUGGGUGGACAUACAAUAGGCACUUAAUGCCUAUUUGCAGCGUUGACACCUAGUAGGUACUUCCAAGGCUCUUUGUUGAGUAAAUAAAGGUGACCUGUGUUUUCUUCCAAGUCCAGGGUCCCGGGGAGAGCCCAGAGGUAACCUGGAGUUGAAGACAGCUGUUUCAGGUUGAGGCCACCUGGCCAAGAGUACUGUGACGUCACUAGGCUGCGUGACGUUUCCCGCUGGCCGGUUCUCACGGGUGGGGGCUGGGAGGGGCAAAGCGAGAGGUGGGGGGGCGGACAAAGGGGCCCUCCGUGCAGCUCCUGUCUGCCCCCGCGUGCGUCCCGGCCAGCCGGCAGGCCACAUCUGGAAUUCAUUGCAGCCGCCGCCGGAAAGGGGAGGAGAGGAGGGCGGGGCGAGCGGGGGGCAGAGGCGGUGGCGGCUCACCCCGCCCCCCCACUGUCCCUCGUCCCAGCCCCGGGACGUAGCCGAGCCCGGCGGGCAACCCCAGCCCCAGCCGCGGCCGCCCUGGGGACGCAGACGCCAAGGCCCCUCCGGCCAGGGCCGGGAGCCGGGCCGGCCUAGCCAGUUCUGACAGCCCCAUGGCCCCAGCAGGCCUCUGAGCCCCACCAUGGGCAGCUUGUACUCGGAGUACCUGAACCCCAACAAGGUCCAGGAACACUAUAAUUAUACCAAAGAGACGCUGGAAACGCAGGAGACGACCUCCCGCCAGGUGGCCUCGGCCUUCAUCGUCAUCCUCUGUUGCGCCAUCGUGGUGGAAAACCUUCUGGUACUCAUUGCAGUGGCUCGAAACAGCAAGUUCCACUCCGCAAUGUACCUGUUUCUGGGUAACCUGGCUGCCUCUGAUCUGCUGGCAGGCGUGGCCUUCGUAGCCAAUACCUUGCUCUCCGGCUCUGUCACGCUGAGGCUGACGCCCGUGCAGUGGUUUGCCCGGGAGGGCUCUGCCUUCAUCACGCUCUCUGCCUCUGUCUUCAGCCUCCUGGCCAUCGCCAUCGAGCGCCACGUGGCCAUUGCCAAGGUCAAGCUGUACGGCAGCGACAAGAGCUGCCGCAUGCUCCUGCUCAUCGGGGCCUCGUGGCUCAUCUCUCUGGUCCUCGGUGGCCUGCCCAUCCUUGGCUGGAACUGCCUGGGCCACCUUGAGGCCUGCUCCACUGUCCUGCCUCUCUACGCGAAGCAUUAUGUGCUGUGCGUGGUGACCAUCUUCUCCAUCAUCCUGUUGGCCAUCGUGGCGCUGUACGUGCGCAUCUACUGCGUGGUCCGCUCAAGCCACGCUGAUGUGGCUGGCCCGCAGACCCUAGCCCUGCUCAAGACGGUCACCAUCGUGCUAGGUGUCUUUAUCGUCUGCUGGCUGCCCGCCUUCAGCAUCCUCCUUCUGGACUAUGCCUGUCCCGUCCACUCCUGCCCGAUCCUCUACAAAGCCCACUACUUUUUCGCCUUCGCCACCCUGAAUUCGCUGCUCAACCCUGUCAUCUACACGUGGCGCAGCCGGGACCUGCGUCGGGAGGUGCUUCGGCCGCUGCAGUGCUGGCGGCCGGGGGUGGGGGUGCAAGGACGGAGGCGGGACGGGACCCCGGGCCACCACCUCCUGCCACUCCGCAGCUCCAGCUCCCUGGAGAGGGGCAUGCACAUGCCCACGUCGCCCACGUUUCUGGAGGGCAACACGGUGGUCUGAGGUGGGGGUGGACCAACAACCAGGCCAAGGCAGAGGGGUUCAUGGAGAGGCCACUGGGUGACCCCAGACAGAGACGUGGGGCUGCCGAGCCAGAUGCCCCCGCCCCACAGACCUGGGUGAUGUUACAAAUAUUUCACACCUGGAAAGGCCAGAUAAGGCA